Molecule: messenger RNA, 1581 nt
Organism: Didymella exigua CBS 183.55
Lineage: Eukaryota; Fungi; Ascomycota; Dothideomycetes; Pleosporales; Didymellaceae
Product: carboxypeptidase s
Exons: 1
Coding region: 1-1581 (526 amino acids)
Cellular component (GO): fungal-type vacuole lumen
Molecular function (GO): metallocarboxypeptidase activity
Source: RefSeq, a predicted model, not a curated record
AUGGAGGCGAAGGCCAAAUGCCAACAGGUCGAGCCUCUAUUCCCAUCGAAGAGCACAAAGGGAUUGAAUGACACCGAAAGCUAUCUCCAGUCUGAGGACUUCCGCAAGCUCGCUAUCGAGCGUCUUUCCGGAGCCGUGCAGAUCCCCACCCAAAGCUAUGACGAUAUGGGCGAAGUCGGCGUAGAUCCGCGAUGGGAGAUCUUCGAUUCUUUCGCAAACUACCUGGCAAAGGCCUAUCCUUUGGUCCACGGAUCUCUUCAGCUUGAGAAGGUCAACACUCAUGGCCUGUUGUACACAUGGCCAGGCACGGACCCCUUACUGAAAGCCACCCUACUCAUGGCGCACCAGGACGUCGUACCGGUUCCAGACAGCACGGCCAAGCAGUGGAGCCAUCCACCGUUUUCUGGUUAUUAUGACGGCAAAUUUGUUUGGGGUCGUGGUGCGAGUGACUGCAAGAAUCAGCUCCUGGCUAUUCUCAAUGCUGUGGAAGCGCUGCUUUCCGCCGACUUUCAGCCUCGUCGUACCCUCAUUCUGUCUUUUGGUUUCGAUGAGGAGAUUUCGGGUCGUGAAGGUGCGCAGCAUCUUGCUAAACACCUCGUUGAGGAGUACGGCCACAACUCAAUCGCUGCUAUUGUCGAUGAGGGCGCCGUCAACGUUGAGGGCUGGGGCGCUAAUUUCGCUAUUCCCGGCGUUGCCGAGAAGGGUUACGUCGAUAUCGACAUUGUUGUGCGCAUGCCAGGUGGUCACUCCUCUGUCCCUCCCGCGCACAGUGGCAUUGGCGUUGCUUCUGAGCUGAUUACAUUAAUCGAAGGCAGUCUCUACAAGCCACGUCUUCAUGACGAGAAUCCAUAUCUCGGUCUUCUGACCUGUGGUGCCAAACACGCACCUGAGUUCCCCAAACGGCUACAUCACUUACUCGACAAGCGCUCCAGGAAGAGUCAGACCUGCAAGAAGCGAGAAGACGAUCUUGCAGUCGAAGCAGCAAAGGCUGGUCUUGGCGUCAAAUACCUCUUCACGACUUCCGUUGCUGUCGACAUCAUCCAUGGAGGUGUCAAGAACAACGCUCUUCCUGAGCGCACACAGAUCACCGUGAAUCACCGUAUCAAUAUUGGCUCAAGCUCGAAGGACAUCAAGGAUCACAUUUCCAAGCUUGCUGGUGCCAUCGCGAAGAAGUAUAACCUGAAGCUCAACGCUUUUAGCGGCACUGAGGAGCCUUCUAGCAUUACGCUCUCCCACAGCGCUACCGUCUUAGAGCCUGCGCCGGUCACGCCCACACUUUUACACUCAAGCUCUUCGAACAUCAGCGCUGUCACACCCUUCUAUAUUCUCUCUGGUACCACUCGUGCACUUUACGGCAAGGAUCUCAUUGUUGCACCAGGAAUCAUGACAGGAAACACUGAUACUCGCUAUUACUGGGACUUGAGCGAGUACAUCUUCAGGUAUGGUCCAGGUUGGGACAAAGAUCAGGUCGGCAUGGGCAACAUUCACACUGUUGACGAGAGGGUUGGUGUGCAGGCCCACCUUGAUACUGUGCAGUGGAUGUGGAGCUGGAUUAGGAACAUGGACGAGGCGGAACUGUAG